This is a messenger RNA of Pseudogymnoascus destructans, 693 nucleotides long. RefSeq lists its product as uncharacterized. The record is from RefSeq and is a predicted model, not a curated record. Lineage: Eukaryota; Fungi; Ascomycota; Leotiomycetes; Thelebolales; Thelebolaceae. The transcript is spliced from 4 exons. Bases 1 to 693 code for a protein of 230 amino acids.
AUGGUUGACUGCUUUAGCUUUGAAAGCUCUCACUAUGCCGUCUUUCAGCACCUUCCUGUCAUGCUUGACAAUAUUGUGUACUCGCCUCCCUACCUUACCGAGCUUGAGCUGGCGGCGGCACUGGCACAGAUUGUCAAAGGGCUCAAGUAUCUCACCUCGUGUCGACUUGAGCAUGGCUCUCUUAACUGCUCUAACAUUCUCGUCGGCACAGAAGGAGAUAUAAAGAUUGGAAUGCUGCAGGGAAAUGACACUUCCGGGUCGGGAAGUUCGCGAGAUAUGGUGUCUCUAUUGAGUAUUACCAUGAAGCUGAUGCAGAAGAGCGCCUACAAGAAUGGAGCCAGCAGUGCCCACGACAUGGAGCGAUGGCCAGCCGACUGCAAAGCUGUUGACUUCCUGGCCAAGAUCCAGGUAGCCAGGUCUUUUGACGAGCUAUUAGACUCAGCUGGAAAAAAGAAGACCUUAAGUGGAUGCCUUACGGUUGUUAUGGUUGUUACGGUUGUUACGAUUGUUACAGUUGUUACGGUUGUUACGGUUGUUACGGUUGUUACGGUUGUUACGGUUGUUACGGUUGUUACGGUUGUUACGGUUGUUACGGUUGUUACGGUUGUUACGGUUGUUACGGUUGUUACGGGUGCAGCCUUAGCCGCCAAGGCUACAACCGCUAAGCGGACAACUGUAUAUUACGAGGAAUAG